AGAUCAAUUGGUUGCUUAUUAAGGAUUUACAAAGAUUAAAUCACGUAUUAAUUACGAGUAAGAAAUUGUUCAAUAAAGACAUAAUACAGACCUUGUUGCUCUAAUUGCUACAUGCAUAUCACACACAUUAACACUUUAAUGGCAUAUAAUUAAUAACGUGUUUGCUAAAAUAAAGUGUUACUAUAUUGGUAGGCCUACUAUGAAUAUAUAUUUAUAUCUGUUCAUAUUUGUCUUUAUGUUAAACUUUAUUCAACAUAAGUUAUGCAGUUAUGUGCAAGAAUAUUGCCGGAUGACCUUAUAUGGGUUUGCGCUGGCAAGAAGGGCUGGAAUCUCCGAGUGAGUCACGAGCUCCAGUCGGGGGCUGCACGCAGCCAUGGUAAUAAAUCCAGCCCAAAUACCGCUUUCACUUACAUUUCUGACCAGUUUGGGUGUUUGAAGGACCUUAAAUAAAGGACGAUCAAUCCGUUUUUUUUUUAUUUGACGGUUGGAAUUUGAUAUGUAUAACGCAGCAUUGGGAAACGUAGCUGUCCUCGCGUUGACUCUCAUCUCCGCGAUUUCAGGUGACAAUUAUCCACCUCCGGCGCAGAAUGUAGCGUGGUCUUCCUAUAACUUCAAGACAAUUUUAACUUGGAGCCCCAAACCUACAAAUUACUCUUACAGCGUGCAGUACUCAAGACUGAGCGAGGACAAGACCAUGCACUGCAUCCGCACACGGGAGACGGAGUGUGACCUGACCGAUAAGCUGGAGAACCUGAGGAGCACCUACACUGCUAACGUGAUCUCCGAGCCCCUGCCCUCAGCCAAAACAGACUUCGUGGAGCUCCCAUACGCCUCAGCACCUCACUUCUGCCCCUAUAAAGAAACAAAAAUAGGAAGUCCGAAGUUUAAGGUGGUUCAGAACGAGGACACGACUAAGAUGGAGCUCCACGUCCAAGAUCCCCUGACGGCCAUAAAGAGAAAUGGGCGCCCGGUAAACAUCCGAGAGAUCUUCAUGAGUGACCUGAUGUACAAAGUCCAGUACAGCAAAGCUGGAAGCACAGGAAAAAGCAAGACCCAGAACCACAGUAAUGUGGUGAAGAUUAAGAAGCUAGAGAGGGGCGUGAGCUACUGCUUCACUGUGGCUGCGUACAUCAAAUCCCGCAAACCGCAACAUCAGAUGGGUGCAUGGUCCAUUCCCGUCUGUUGGCCUCCAAAGACAGCAUCUUUCUUUGAGGAGGUCAGCUGGUACGUGUUGGCAGGAGGGGCCACCAUCCUUCUCUUCAUCCUUAUUCUCCUGAUCAUCAUGAUUGUUCUGUGCUGCAAGAGGGCCCGGCUCUCCAAGCAGGUGAAGAUCGAAGCAGCGUCUGGGACGACAACGACUACUGUAUAGAACGCAUCGCUGGGGAUGAAUCCAAGUCCCGGGACAUUUGUACAGCACUUUGCGGAGUGUGGCUGGUCCACACUCCUCUCUUUGGGAGAAGCCAUCUUGCACUUUUUAACCUGCCCGUUUCAUAACCUG
This is a messenger RNA of Alosa sapidissima (American shad), 1498 nucleotides long. RefSeq names its product tissue factor-like. Gene Ontology annotation, molecular function: protein binding. Gene Ontology annotation, biological process: blood coagulation. The record is from RefSeq and is a predicted model, not a curated record. NCBI's taxonomy places the organism in Eukaryota, Metazoa, Chordata, Actinopteri, Clupeiformes, Clupeidae. Gene Ontology annotation, cellular component: membrane. The transcript is spliced from 6 exons. Bases 497 to 1369 code for a protein of 290 amino acids.